This is a messenger RNA of Prorocentrum cordatum, 270 nucleotides long. The record is from the annotation of a GenBank genome assembly. NCBI's taxonomy places the organism in Eukaryota, Dinophyceae, Prorocentrales, Prorocentraceae.
GGCCGGCCAAUGGACGCGGGCUCGGCGCUGGCAGCCGUGCAUCCGUCGCAGGAGCACAGGUGGGACGACCCGGAGUGGGAUGCCAACGUGGUCACGGUUAUGAUCCGGCAGAUCCCGCGCCAUUUCACGCAGCAGCUUCUCCUGCACGAGGUGGUCGCGCACGGGUUCGAGGGUCUCUUCGACUUCCUCUACUUGCCGUGGGACCUGAAGAAGGGCGUCAACGUUGGGCGCGGCGGCGGAUCAACUUCCCCGACCCGCGGACGGCCCUGA